AAAAAUGCAUUUGAUGUUUUACACAAAAUAAUAAAUAUACUUACUGUAUAUGGCUAUUUAAGCUGCCUCAAGAGCAGUUUGUUGUACUGUAAGUACCUGUGAAUGACAGUUUGAGAAGACACUGUUGGUAAUGAUGCUGCACUGCCUCUGGGCCCAUGCCUCCCUAUAAGGAUUAUGGACACAAGGAUCUUGGAUGAGGGUUGCAUCUAGAGAACAUCCAGCUGUUUACAAAAUCCAGGGAUUCGACAGCAAUUGCUUGACUGCGCGUAGUGAAGUCAUUGUGUGCGUUUCCAUCAUAGUUUCCACACAGACCACAAACGCAGCCCUGUCAAAAUAAAUGGAAAACUGUUAAUAUAUCAAAUAAAUCUGUAAUUUGCAAUUAAUAAAUUGAGUUGACAAGGGUGGAGUUUAUGAAAGCUCAAUGCUCAAUGCUCUGAAAUAUAAUGGCAUAAUUGUAAUGUUUAAUCCUCACUAAUUUAGGGUUUGAUAUGACAAUAAAGAAUCAUUAAUCUCCUGUUCUAAGGGUUACGCAGUCCCUGUCUGAUUAUGGGAACCUCUGGAAGAUGGACGGUCCAGUGGAAGUCUGUAAGGAAGACACAGUACCUCUUGAAGAAAACUGUGGAGAUGAGAAUGUCUGCCGUGAUAUCUUCUCCAGUUCAGUGUUCAGUGAUUGCAGAGGUCGGGUGUCCAUUGAUUCAUGUGUCCAAGUUUGCAUGAAAGACCUGUGCCAUUGCAACAGCACCUCUGGAUCCUUCUGCCUAUGCAAAUCCAUCGCCGAAUAUUCAAGGCAGUGUGCACAUGCAGGGGGAAAGCCUGAAGAAUGGAGAUCAGAGUAUUUUUGCCCACAUCCGUGCCCAGAAAGUAUGGUCCACCAAGAGUGUGGAAAUCCCUGUACGGAAACCUGCACAAAUCCUGAAAUAGGACAAGUGUGUGAGCACCACUGCAUUGAUGGAUGCUUCUGCCCCCCGGCACUGUUUUUGUUGAUAUACACAUUACUGGCUGUAUCCCGCACAGUGAAUGCUCCUGUGUCCUUGGAGGUAAAAUAUCUGCCUCUGGGGAGAAUUACACAAGCAGCUGCAGAGACUGCACCUGUGAACAGGAACAGUGGAACUGUAUCCAGAAGGACUGCCCACAUUCAUGCUCAGUAGAGGGUGGAUCCCAUAUUACCACUUAUGAUGGAAAAGCCUACACCUUUCAUGGAGACUGCA
Messenger RNA from Cyprinus carpio (common carp), 1208 nucleotides. RefSeq names its product mucin-2-like. Bases 564 to 1148 code for a protein of 194 amino acids. NCBI's taxonomy places the organism in Eukaryota, Metazoa, Chordata, Actinopteri, Cypriniformes, Cyprinidae. The transcript is spliced from 5 exons. The record is from RefSeq and is a predicted model, not a curated record.